Molecule: messenger RNA, 918 nt
Organism: Olea europaea var. sylvestris
Lineage: Eukaryota; Viridiplantae; Streptophyta; Magnoliopsida; Lamiales; Oleaceae
Product: NAD(P)H-quinone oxidoreductase subunit U, chloroplastic
Exons: 6
Coding region: 99-779 (226 amino acids)
Cellular component (GO): chloroplast; NAD(P)H dehydrogenase complex (plastoquinone); chloroplast thylakoid membrane
Source: RefSeq, a predicted model, not a curated record
UAGGGUUUGUUUGUCAAUGAGUGACCUUAGGGUUAUCCACUUCGCAAAAAACUACAGGUAAAAGAAGCAAAUAAAUUUCACGAAAGUUAAGUCAUAGGAUGAAUACUAUAAACAUGCUCUCAUCCUCCACUACCGUAGCAACUGCUUGUUUUGGCUGUCAUAUUGUUGUGCCUUCAAAAUGUUACAAUAUAGUUUCAUGUCCAUUUCCUACAUAUUUUGCUCCCACAAAACCACCCAGAAAAACACUCAUUUGUAGAAGCUCCGCCGGUGAUUUGUCGGCUGAAAGCACAACAGAGGCCGAACAAGAAUGGGAGACGCCGGUCGAAGUUCCAGAAGGGCCUCCAUCUUUGAUAUCAGCCCUUAAUGUCGAAAAGGCUAUUCGUGGAAUUGCAAUUACUGAUGCAGAUCACUAUGGAAGACUUGGGCUUCGAAGGGCGUGUUCAUAUGAUGAGGUUACAGUUCAAUACAAGAACAAGGUUGCAGAAGUGAUGAAUAAGGGUUUAUCUGAAGAAGAGCUUGGCAAGGAGUUGGAGCUCUUAAGAGAAUCACAUUCUAUAUUAUCUUCAGUUGAGGAGAGAAGGCUUUAUGAUUGGAGUUUAGCAAGAAAUCAGAAACCAGACAGAUACAUGUGGCCCUUUGAAGUUGACAUAACUCAAACUCCUAAAGAAAUUCCUCCUCCUCCGGAACCAGAGGACGUUGGGCCAACCAGAUUGGUGGGAUAUUUCAUGCUUAGCUGGCUAAUACUAUCCUUCAUACUGUUCAUUGCCUUCAAUCGAUAAGGCAAACGAUCAUUUGUUGAAAUUUUCCACAUAAAUUGUUUUAUUAAAUUAUACAGCUUCAAUGGCUGAAUGAAUAGAAUUGCUCUAUAUUUCCCACGUCGUUGUGCCAGGUCAUUAAUUUAACUUUUCCGUUUAAAUA